Messenger RNA from Actinia tenebrosa (Australian red waratah sea anemone), 1884 nucleotides. RefSeq names its product glycine receptor subunit alpha-4-like. Gene Ontology annotation, biological process: gamma-aminobutyric acid signaling pathway; monoatomic ion transmembrane transport; chloride transport. The record is from RefSeq and is a predicted model, not a curated record. Lineage: Eukaryota; Metazoa; Cnidaria; Anthozoa; Actiniaria; Actiniidae. Gene Ontology annotation, cellular component: membrane. Gene Ontology annotation, molecular function: extracellular ligand-gated monoatomic ion channel activity; GABA-A receptor activity.
AAACUGGCCGCACACUGGCACACUCCUGAGAGGAAAAGAUUAAUGUUCAGACUCCUUAGAUAACACUCAUUAAGACCCCAGACAAGUGCUGAAAUCUGCUAGGUCGGCUUCUCGAAAAUGAGGAUGGAUUUAUUUCCAUGGUGGCAGAUUUGGAUCUGGCCAGCACUUUUUACUGGGCUACUCGCUUCUAAUAACACGACUACAGCCUACAGCACUGAACCUUCGUCCCGCGAGGCCGCCGGUACUAACCGUGUUAGUGACGAUGAGAAUCAGUCUCCUACUCCAUCUUGGAGAGAAAUAGCAAGGAACAAAUCAAGACUUGUCAAAGAUCUUCUCACGGAUUACGACAAGAGGAUCCGACCUUUUACAGGAGUUUCGCCUCUAGAAGUUCGUGUGGACAUGUUCAUAUCAAAUAUAUGGGCAAUAGAAGAAGCAAGAAUGGAUUUCACGAUAGAUAUGUAUUUACGUCAAUACUGGACGGACCCUCGACUAAGAUUCUACGCUCCAUUGGCCAACAAAGAAGCGCUUACAUUAAACAGACAAACCAUUGAUGAAAUUUGGAUUCCCAGUACUUACUUCUUCAACGCUAAGAAGGCUUAUUUUCACGAUGUGACGACUGAAAACUACCUUCUUAUGAUUCAACCAAAUGGUGAUGUGUUCUACAGUGUAAGAUUAACUAUAACAAUGGCAUGUAAGCUGACUCUUCAACAGUUCCCACAUGACGUUCAAAAAUGCGAGAUGAUAGUCGAAUCAUAUGGUUACCAAGCAACGGACGUAUUUUACAGAUGGAACUCGAGGAAUACAACCAAUGAUGUGGUUUACAUUGCGGAAGACUUAGAGAUGCCUCAGUUUAAGAUAACAAACAUUGAGUUAGAAGAAAGGACAAAUAUCUAUAACAUAGGUCCCCAUUCAGCACUUGCUGCCAAGUUCACAUUUCACCGUCGCCUUGGUUACUACAUGAUUCAGACUUACAUUCCCUCGAUGCUAACAGUCAUCAUAUCAUGGUUCUCUUUCUGGAUUUCACCCGACUCACCACCAGCCCGCGUAGGCCUUGGUAUCACCACCGUUCUUACGAUGAUAACCAUAUCAAACAGCGCACGCGCGCCUUUGCCAAAGGUUUCUUACACUAAAGCGAUCGAUUGGUUCCUGCUGAUGUGUCUUGUGUACGUGUUUGGAGCUCUCAUGGAGUAUGCUAUCGUGAAUUUCCACGCUUGUAAAGUAAGGAAAAAGAAACAAGAAAGGAUAAAUAGUUUAUCAAAAAGAAUGAGACGUGAAUUUAUGAACUUUAAUCAUGAUGACGAAUUAAAUCCCUGUCUAAACGAAGAAGAAAUAACAAAUAUUCAAGAAGAAGACCAAGAACAAGCCAAGAAAAUUACUAAUAACAGUGAACAAGCAAUUUCCUUUAAACCACUCACUGGUAUUGUCAUAGAUAGAAAGAAUCCGUUUGUUUUGAGGACAGAAACUUAUAAAAGAAGCGGAAAAACUAAGACACCUGAAAUUAGCGAACUGAGAAGUAGUACAAGCACUAGUCAAGAUGAAACCACUGGUCCUCUUUCAAAGCCCUACUACUUCUGGGAUCCUGAUCAAAAAUCAUUCAUAACUUCAGAACGUGCCUAUAUCGUAGACCGUUUUGCUCGAAUAUCUUUCCCUGUUACCUUUGCUGUGUUAAUUUCAAUAUACUGGAUUGUAUACGCACCGGACAGGAUUAUAUUUUAAAACAAUUUGGAAACGAGUGCAUCAAGCUAUGAAUUUUGCACAGCUGAUUUGUACUCGGUUUUGAAGGCGGAACCAAUUACUUUUAACACAAAUUGCUGAGCUAUGAACUGUAAAAAAUGAAUGAAGGAUGUAACUUUAGACCUCUGCCCAACGACGGAUGAGGGCUGG